Molecule: messenger RNA, 3542 nt
Organism: Salarias fasciatus (jewelled blenny)
Lineage: Eukaryota; Metazoa; Chordata; Actinopteri; Blenniiformes; Blenniidae
Product: zinc finger X-chromosomal protein
Exons: 8
Coding region: 406-2649 (747 amino acids)
Biological process (GO): regulation of transcription by RNA polymerase II
Cellular component (GO): nucleus
Molecular function (GO): RNA polymerase II transcription regulatory region sequence-specific DNA binding; metal ion binding; DNA-binding transcription factor activity, RNA polymerase II-specific
Source: RefSeq, a predicted model, not a curated record
CUACCCAGCCUGACUUGAAUAAAGCCCACGGUGCCGCCGCGGCGCUCGGAUCAUGGCCUGUUCGGUGCCUGUCGGGGUGAUUUCCACGACCCUUCCGCAUUUUCCUGCCGCUCUCGGGCUGUGACGUGUCGUGCUGACGGCGGCCUCGGAGCUGGAGGAGCGGGGGGCUGUAGCACGACGAGAUCUGGCUCCGAGACGUCCUGCUUUGCUUUCAGCGGUGCUCCAGAAACAACCCCUAACCCCUCCUUCUCUGCUCCUCUCCGGCCCGCCCAAAUAACACAAAAUUCCCGACUGAAUCCAGCCCGAGUCUGGGGGAACCGGGCGGCCUGGGGACGCCGAGGAGCGGACGGAGGCCAUCCCUGCAGCGCAAAUCUGCUCUCCAGUAACAAAUGCAGUGCGAGGACAAUGGAUGAAGAUGUCACCCGGCUUGCAAUACAUUCUGAAGAGCCUAAAAUAAUCUUACACGGAUCGGAUGAGGGUGGUGCCGGUGGGCAGGAGUUUGUUGUGGAGCUUCAAGAGACUGUGUUGGUGUCAGAAGGCGAGGGGGAAGGCAUGGCGGUUCACAGGUUUGCCCCGGACGAGCUAGUCAUCCAGGAUGCUGUAGAGGAUGUGGUUUCUGAGUAUGUGCACUGCGAUGAAGAUGAAGAUGUUGCUGUAGAAACCUGUGUGAUGGCCCUGGAAGGCGAGGAGGAAGGCGUUGCCAUGGGAGACAUCCCUGAAGAUGGGCUGGACCCAGAGCAACAGGAAGAUGACCAAGAUGGCUGUGGAGAUUAUUUAAUGAUAUCUUUGGAUGAAGCUGGUAAAAUGGUGUCUGAAGAUGGAACAGAGGUAACGGUGGAGGGAGCCGUGGAGGAUCAAGAAGUGGAGAAAGAUGAGGACGGACAGGAGGUCAUUAAGGUGUACAUCUUUAAGGCCGACUCCGGGGAGGAUGACAUGGGGGAAUCUGUGGACAUCAGUGAUGGAGACACGGAGAGCGUGGCGCUGACGGAGUCCACUGGCCAGGCGCUCAGAGAGAAGAUGGUUUACAUGUCGGUGGGAGACUCUCAUCACAAUCAAGGAAACCACGGUGGGCCCAAGGUGACUGAUGAGGUAUAUAUGGAGGUGGUGGUAGGAGGUGAAGAGCCUGUAACUCACGACCGCUCGUAUGACAGCGUGUCUCUAAGCAAGGACUUCAUGCCUGUGGCCUGGGCCGCUGCUUAUGGUGGAGAUGACGGCGAGAGCUGCGAGAACCGAAACGGCGCCGCCAGCGCGCUGCUGCACAUCGACGAGUCCGACGGGGUCGACGAGCUCAACAGACAGCGGACCAAAAGCAGGCGGCGGUCGGAGCCUCGGCAGGUUCAGACAGCCAUCAUCAUCGGUCCGUACGGCCAGCCGCUGACCGUUUACCCCUGCAUGCUCUGUGGCAAGAAGUUCAAGUCCCGGGGCUUCCUGAAGCGCCACACCAAGAACCACCACCAGGACGUCCUGACCCGGAAGAAGUACCAGUGCACCGACUGCGACUUCACCACCAACAAGAAGGCCAGCCUCCACAACCACAUGGAGGUGCACGCCCUCAGCAGCAAGGCGCCCUUCGAGUGCGAGAUGUGCGGCAAGGAGUUCCACCAGCAGGCGGCGCUGUUCUCCCACAGACUGCAGCACCACCACAGGGAGCCCAAGAGCCAGCAGCCUCCGCAGCCCACCAAGAUGCACAAAUGCAAAUUCUGUGACUAUGAGACUGCGGAGCAAGGGCUGCUCAACCGCCACUUGCUGGCCGUCCACAGUAAAAGCUUCCCGCACAUCUGCGUGGAGUGCGGGAAAGGCUUCCGCCACCCCUCCGAGCUGAAGAAACACAUGCGCACGCACACCGGCGAGAAGCCUUACUCCUGCCUGUACUGCGACUACAAGUCGGCCGACUCGUCGAAUCUCAAAACGCACAUCAAGACGAAGCAUAGCAAAGAGAUGCCGUACAAGUGCGAGCGCUGCUUCCAGACCUUCGCGGAGGAGGAGGAGCUGAUGCAGCACGGAUUGACUCACGAGGAGAAUAAGACCCACCAUUGUGCCCACUGUGAUCACAAGAGUUCCAACUCCAGCGACCUGAAGCGCCACAUCAUAUCCGUUCACACCAAGGACUAUCCACACAAAUGUGCCGUCUGCGGGAAGGGCUUCCACCGGCCGUCGGAACUCAAGAAGCACUCCGUGUCCCACCGCACCAAGAAGCUCCACCAGUGCCGGCACUGCAACUUCAAGAUCGCGGACCCUUUUGUUCUCAGCCGCCACAUCUUGUCGAUCCACACGAAGGAGCAGCAGCAGGCCUCACCGGAGAAGAGCGAGCCUAAGAGGACAGAGACCCACACUCCCGUCGCCACGCCCAAAAAGUCCGCGCCCAGCGCGUCGAGCGGCUCGGGCCCGCCCGCCCGGGUCAGCGCCGCCAGCCUGGCCAGCAGCGUGACUGUCGUUAUCGGCAAGGGACAGAAGGAGCGGAGGAUUUAUCAGUGCCAGUAUUGCGACUACAGCACCGGGGACGCCUCCGGCUUCAAGCGGCACGUGAUCUCCAUCCACACCAAGGACUACCCGCACCGCUGCGAGAUCUGCUCCAAAGGCUUCCGCCGGCCCUCGGAGAAGAACCAGCAUAUCAUGCGCCACCACAAGGACGUGGUGCAGGCGGAUUGACUCUGACCGAGCGAAUAAAUAAAAAAACAAAAAAAACAAAACUGUGCCACAACAACGAAACAAUGUUGAAGCAUCCCCCCACCCCCUCCCCCCUCCCAGUACGACACAGCUCACCCCCAAACGGUGUGAUGUUUGUUGCACUUAGUCCAUUCUGUUGUUUUCCUCUUUUCGCUCCUCGGCCUAAUGUUUGUUCAGACGUGUAAACACAUGUACAUAACAUGAACGUUCCAUCGAAGAGUUAGCAGCCAAGCCCCCCCCCACCCUCCCACCGUAGACUUGCACUUUUAACUGCAUGUCCCUUGCUGGUGACAGUGUGCAUGGCAGAUUGUGCAGACGUCUCUUUGUAGAUACACACGUUUUGAUUUUUUUUUUUUUUUUUUGCAGGUAGCAAUCACUUCUCAAUCACAAUGGUCCUAAUUAUGUCUUAAAACUGAAGUGUAACUUUAAAAAAAAGAAAAAAGAAAAACAAGUUUGCGUCAUUUUGUUGAAAUGUACUUAACACUGCAGUAUGAGUUAGCAACGUGUUGCCAGUAGCACUUGGUUGAAGGGUGUGUGUGUGUUUGAGUGAGAGAGUGUGUAUGUGAGAGAGAGAGAGAGUGUGAGGGACAAAAAAAAAAAAAGCUGUUGUGCUUCCUGGUGCUCUGACCCCACCACUCUGUAACAUAAUACUUUUUGUUGUGUUCCCAGCGACACAAAGCCGUCGGACGUUGAGCAGAGACGGAAUCCGUCUGUCGGGGUCCAUUUUCAUAAACCGACACAAAACACACCGUGGAUAAAGAAAGCGGAGGUGCCAUGGUUACGAAUACAAAUUCACUUGCUCAUGAAUCGCGAUACGUUCCAAUACCCCCCCCCCCCCUUGCUUGAUGAUCCCAUUUGUUUUCCUCUUACUCUCA